Messenger RNA from Microthlaspi erraticum, 282 nucleotides. The record is from the annotation of a GenBank genome assembly. Lineage: Eukaryota; Viridiplantae; Streptophyta; Magnoliopsida; Brassicales; Brassicaceae.
AUGAAACAAUCAGUUAACUCCGGAAUGUUCCUUCAAAUCCUCUCCGAUCGAUCGUUCUCCACCGUGAAGGUUAAGGAAGGCUAUUAUGCGCUUGGUUUGGAGUAUGUGAUGGCGUACGCCGGAAAAGACGUGCGAUUGGAUGUUCAGAGUUUUGGGAGUUUGGCUGGUAAGCUUGUGAAGAGGAAGAGGUUUGAGGAGGCGAAGAUUGUUUUGAAAGAGAUGGUUAAGUUUGUUGCAUCUGUAAACCUCUCUCUGCUUGUGGGAUUGCUGGUUUCAGUUUGA